UCUCUCUCCCUCUCGUGCUGCUCCGAUUCAUGCGCUAGUUUUAACACCCUUUUUCUCUUUUUUUUUUUUUCUCAAUUUCUUUUUUCCUUUUUUUGACAAAACCAAGAAAAUGGGGACAACCUAUAUUACUGUUUAUGAAGGAUAACAAUAAAAUCUUAAUUUUUACAAUGCAGAAGGGAUAAAAGCCAUACAGUUUUGCUAAUUUAUCAACAAACAGAUUUUGGGCAAAUAUGAUUGCAUCUGUAUAAUUUUUUUUGAUAGAUGCAGUACCUGACUAAUUCUACGUGUCACCUCCCACCAGCAAACUCGGGCAUUACAUCUGUAUAAAGUUAUAGAUAAAUAUAUAUAGUUGAAUUAUAAAUGUCUGAUUUGGUUGCUAGGACGGGUAGGCAUCAACAGAGAUAUGAAGAAGGUUAUCGACUUAUUGCUGGGUGAUAAAUCUGACUUUUGUCUUUGGGGUCUCUUUCUCACAAGUAUACAGCAUCUUUAUAUGGGUUUCAGUCCUCUGGUGUAUACCAUUCAGGUUCAGAGAUAUGGAACAAAAUGAUGGUGACACAUCUGAAAAGAUAGUUGAAGUACUGAUGAUAAACUCAACGAGUGGGCCUGGUCUUCUGUUUCCAAAGGGAGGUUGGGAAAAUGAUGAAACAGUUAAAGAGGCAGCUGUACGUGAAGCCAUAGAGGAGGCUGGAGUUCGUGGGGAUUUAGUGCAUUUUUUGGGAUUCUACGCCUUCAAAAGCAAAACACUUCAAGACGAGUUCAGUCCAGAAGGUCUGUGCAGAGCUUCCAUGUUCGCUUUGUUAGUGAAGGAAGAGCUCGACUGUUGGCCUGAGCAAAGCUGCCGAAAAAGAAGUUGGCUGACAAUUCCUGAGGCGAUUGAAUGUUGCCGGCACCCAUGGAUGAGAAAGGCUCUCGAAGAAGGAUUCAUGAAGUGGCAUGAGGGUGGUAUGGUAAGUACAAUUAACAACGAUGAUGACUAAGCUGUUCUCUUUAUUCCUCCUCCGUAACCAACAUUUAAGGUUUUUAGAACAUUAACGGGUAGAAACAACUGUGAAGUUUGAUCUGAUGUUAACUAUGAAUCUGCAAAAGAGUAAUGUUUUACAUAUUGGAUCAUGACAUGGUCAACAUGCUUUAAUGAUUUAUUAUCUGGCUGCUUGCUUUCCA
Molecule: messenger RNA, 1161 nt
Organism: Capsicum annuum
Lineage: Eukaryota; Viridiplantae; Streptophyta; Magnoliopsida; Solanales; Solanaceae
Product: nudix hydrolase 16, mitochondrial
Exons: 5
Coding region: 534-977 (147 amino acids)
Cellular component (GO): nucleus; cytoplasm
Molecular function (GO): pyrophosphatase activity
Source: RefSeq, a predicted model, not a curated record